This is a messenger RNA of Mirounga angustirostris (Northern elephant seal), 1846 nucleotides long. It is a transcript of the gene INPP1, whose product is annotated as inositol polyphosphate-1-phosphatase. Gene Ontology annotation, biological process: phosphatidylinositol phosphate biosynthetic process. The coding region runs from base 455 to 1663 and encodes 402 amino acids. NCBI's taxonomy places the organism in Eukaryota, Metazoa, Chordata, Mammalia, Carnivora, Phocidae. Gene Ontology annotation, molecular function: inositol-1,4-bisphosphate 1-phosphatase activity. The record is from RefSeq and is a predicted model, not a curated record. The transcript is spliced from 6 exons.
UCAGCACGCUCCAUUUGUGACGUCGCAGAGGCCUGGCCCCGGCGGGCGUGGGAUGCCCUCGCCCGCCCCGGGAGCCUCGAGGCGUCACCGCGCUGCCACGCCGCGGUCCCCGGGGAGCCGAGCGGGCGGCGGCCCCGCGGAUGCUGAGGUCUGCGAGCCACCGCCAAGCCAGGCAGCGAGCACGACGGCCGGCUUCGCCUCCGCCUCGGGCGGCCUCCGCCGAGCUCCCGGCCCCUCGCCGUCGCGCUAAGCCCGCGGCCAGACGCCUACAGCCCUCCGCUCCCUCCGCGCCGGCCACCCCCGCCGCAGCCGCUUUUUCCUCCUCCUCCUCGCCCGCCUCUUCCGUUUCUGGAGGGAAAGGCUGCAGCCUCCUUCGCUCCGCAUCCCCGGCUUAGCUGACGGCCCAGAGGGUGGGUGCCAAUUCCACCAGCAGCUGCAACUGGAAGGUUCAGAAAUGUCAGCUAUCCUCCAGGAGCUGCUCCGUGUGUCUGAGAAAGCUGCCAACAUUGCCCGGGCAUGCAGGCAGCAGGAAGCCCUCUUCCAGCUGUUGAUCGAAGAAAAGAAAGAGGGAGAAAAGAACAAGAAGUUUGCAGUUGACUUCAAGACGCUGGCUGAUGUACUCGUACAGGAAGUUAUAAAACAGAAUAUGGAGAACAAGUUUCCAGGCUUGGGAAAAAAAAUUUUGGGAGAAGAAUCGAAUGAGUUUACUAAUGAUUUGGGGGAGAAGAUUAUCCUGAGACUGUGUCCGACCGAGGAAGAAACAGUAGAGCUCCUUAGCAAAGUCUUGAGUGGUAACAAGUUGGCGUCCAAAGCAUUAGCCAAGGUUGUUCAUCAGGAUGUCACCUUUACUGACCCAGCUCUGGAUUCGGUAGAGAUCAACAUUCCACAGGACAUUUUGGGAAUUUGGGUGGAUCCCAUAGAUUCCACUUAUCAGUAUAUAAGAGGUUCUGCUGACAUUAAAUCCAACCAAGGAAUCUUCCCUAGCGGACUUCAGUGUGUCACCAUUUUAAUUGGUGUCUAUGACCUACACACAGGGGUGCCCCUAAUGGGAGUCAUCAACCAACCUUUUGUAUCACAAGACCUAAACACCCUCAGGUGGAAAGGACAGUGCUACUGGGGCCUUUCUUACUUGGGGACCAACAUCCAUUCACUUCAGCUUCCCGACUCUGAAAGAAAGAGCAGGGACACACGGAGCCAAGUGACUGAAGACACCAACUCUGAGGCGGAAUGCUCCCACAGGUUUUCAGCUGUCAUUAGUACAAGUGAAAAGGACACUGUCAAGGCCGCUUUGUCCCGUGUAUGUGGCGAGCGCAUGUUCCCGGCAGCUGGGGCUGGUUACAAGAGCCUCUGUGUUGUCCAAGGCCUUGUUGACAUUUACAUCUUCUCAGAGGAUACCACGUUCAAGUGGGACUCAUGUGCUGCUCACGCCAUACUCAGGGCCCUGGGUGGGGGAAUGGUGGAUUUAAGACAAUGCCUGCAAAGAAGUUCCGAAACGGCACUUGACUGGCCACAGUUGGUGUACCACGUGGAAAACGAAGGUGCGGCUGGCGUGGAUCGGUGGGCCAACAAGGGAGGACUGAUUGCAUACAGAUCAAGGAAGCAGCUGGAGACAUUCCUGAGCCUCCUCAUCCCAAACCUCGCGCCUGGGGAUACACGCACAUAGACGAACUCCGUCCUCGUGUGCUUGUUCAACACCCAACUGUGAAACAAUUCCCCACAUCUGUUAUCUUUUGAAGAUAGCUUUGUCCUAUUGAUGGUCAACAUUCUCCUUCCUCUUCUGAGGAGCAUUUUUCCAUUAUGUGUUCUUAAGAAUGUUAAUUUCAAUAAAUGAAUGGUAUUUGUGCAG